UACUAUGUAUAAAGACAAGUGUGUAUUCAAUUCCUUGUUGAAAUCGGCUACUUUAUCUGCAACCACAUAACCACGCGCAUUUUAUGGUUAAUAAGCAAGGUAAACAAUCACAUAAUUUUCGUAAUCGACCGAUAAUAUUUUGCGCAAGCAGCAAGGUUGACCGAAGCGUCCAAGGACAAUUAAAUAGCGACAAGGUCGUGCAAAUAGAACGCAAGAUCAUGAGCGCUAUUUUGAAUAAAUGGCGCGAAUCGGCCAGUCUGAUUGUGGCAGCCAAAACCGCCGCCGGGAAUCCCCGAGGCUGCAACUAUAAGAUUAUAUGUUUGAAACGGAGCUCCAAAAGUGGUUUCAUGCCGAACAAUUACGUGUUCCCCGGCGGGAAUCUGUCCAAAAGUGACUCGGACCCCAAAUGGAUGGAGCUGUUUCAAAAAGCUGGCUACGGCCAAAAUGAACUGAUUAAUUUGAAGCCAACGGACAACGUCCCUUUAAUUUUUAACAACCACGUCUCCAGUGGCUUACCUAAGUAUAUCUCGUUAAGGAUUUGCGCUAUCAGGGAGGCGUUUGAGGAGUGUGGAAUACUAAUUUGUAAAGGAAGCGGUGACGAAGACGACCCGGGAAUACUCAAAUGGCAGCACAAGGUCCACGACGACCCCAACCAAUUCAUAAACCUGUGCUCCAACUUCAAAGUCGUUCCAGAUGUUUGGUCGUUGAAGCUGUGGGCAAACUGGAUCACUCCUCCGAGUAUGCCCGCCUUGUUCAACGCCGUGUUCUUCAUCACUUCUUACGACAACAUACCCCAGACUCAAGCUGAAGAAACUGAAGUCCAAGAUAUUAAAUGGUGCGAUCCUGAGGAAUAUUUGCUGAUGAACCGGGAGGAGAAAGUUAUAUUCCCUCCGCCCCAGUUUUAUGAACUUUGCAGAUUAAACAACUUCGCAACUUUUGAGGAGUUAACUAAGUAUAUUAAUGUAAGGACUUUGUCAGGCUGUGAAUCGUAUUUUGUACAUAAAGUUAAGACUCCAGAAGGUGUAUGGUCUAUUUUGCCUGGUGAUGAUUUGUAUCCAGAAAGAAUAGACGAGGAAAACAAAGAAAUGACGAAAAUGGAUAGGUUGCCAGAUGUUGAAAGGCACAACAGAAUGUUACAUAAAUCAGCUUACAGAAACGAAUUGUAUAUAAAAAAUUUUAAGCCCAAAGCUGACCAUUUACCUCCAGUUCCUUUUAGAUGACAUCAGUUUAUUAUCAAUAUUUGUUUUGUCACAUUUAUUUAAUAAAUUAUAUAUUUAUAUUAAUAA
Molecule: messenger RNA, 1286 nt
Organism: Aethina tumida (small hive beetle)
Lineage: Eukaryota; Metazoa; Arthropoda; Insecta; Coleoptera; Nitidulidae
Product: acyl-coenzyme A diphosphatase NUDT19
Exons: 5
Coding region: 84-1220 (378 amino acids)
Cellular component (GO): mitochondrion
Molecular function (GO): hydrolase activity, acting on acid anhydrides, in phosphorus-containing anhydrides
Source: RefSeq, a predicted model, not a curated record